Cicer arietinum (chickpea) is the source of this 1632-nucleotide messenger RNA. Lineage: Eukaryota; Viridiplantae; Streptophyta; Magnoliopsida; Fabales; Fabaceae. The record is from RefSeq and is a predicted model, not a curated record.
AUCUCCAGCGGCGGUGCAACAUAUCCCUCAUCAUCUCUAACAUUGUAAUCCUUUGCAUUUCACCUCCAACAUAACCCUUCUCGUCUCCGUCGCAACUUCACCAUCGCAUCUCAACUUCUCUAUCGUUCAACAACCUCAAACGCCGCCGUGGUAAGACAAAAUAGCAAUUCGAAGCGAAGGAAAAAGAUAAAGUAUUGAGGUAGUUUUUGUGUAAUGAAAUUGUAGCGACAAAAAAAGUCAACGACAAUGAGUGAGUCAAAGCAAGAUGACAUAGUUAUGGCAUCAGUUCACUCCACAGUCUUCAAAGAAUCAGAAAACCUCGACGGAAAGUGUCUCCAAAUUCAAGGUUACGACUUCAACAACGGCGUCAAUUAUCAACAACUUCUCAAUUCCAUGCUCACUACUGGAUUUCAAGCUUCAAACCUUGCUGAUGCCAUUAACGUCGUUAAUCAAAUGCUAGAUUGGAGGCUGGUUGAUGAACCUGUGGCUGAGGAUUGUGCUGACGAAGAGAGAGAUUUGGAUUACAGGAAAUCUGUUAAGUGUAAAGUGUUUUUGGGUUUCACUUCUAAUCUCAUUUCAUCUGGUGUUAGAGAUGUUGUUCGCUACCUUUGUCAACAUCACAUGGUGGUAUUGAAGAAGAUCUUAUAAAGUGUCUUGCACCUACAUAUAAAGGAGAUUUCUCUUUGCCUGGAGCUCAUCUUCGCUCAAAAGGAUUGAAUCGAAUUGGUAAUUUAUUAGUCCCUAAUGACAAUUGUUGCAAAUUCGAGGACUGGAUUAUUCCUAUUUUUGAUCAAAUGUUGAGGGAACAAAAUAAUGAGAACGUUCGGUGGACACCGUCCAAGCUAAUAGCUCGAUUGGGAAAAGAAAUUAACGACGAAAGCUCCUACCUUUACUGGGCAUAUAAGAAUAAUAUUCCAGUUUUUUGUCCUGGAUUAACUGAUGGCUCAUUGGGUGACAUGCUGUACUUCCAUUCCUUCCACAACCCUGGUCUGAUAGUGGACAUAGUGCAAGAUAUAAGGGCUGUGAAUGGUGAAGCUGUACAUGCAAAUUCUAGGAAGACAGGCAUAAUUAUUUUAGGAGGUGGUCUUCCAAAACAUCACAUUUGCAAUGCCAAUAUGAUGCGCAAUGGAGCAGACUAUGCGGUUUUUAUUAACACUGCCCAAGAAUUUGAUGGAAGUGAUUCCAGAGCUCGUCCAGAUGAGGCUGUUUCAUGGGGGAAAAUACGAGGAUCUGCUAAAACUGUUAAGGUACAUUGUGAUGCAACAAUAGCUUUCCCUCUUCUGGUUGCUGAAACAUUUGCCUCAAAAACGAAACGUCAAUGUUGAUAAAGGUUUACUGUCAAAGUUCAUUUGAAAUGUAGUGUUUGAGGGAGAUGGAUUUUCUCCAUUUCUUCUCUCCAGUCUCCAUUACUAAAGUUUAGUGGUGAUUUUGAGUGGAUAAAUUAUAUUUGGCAUCUUUUACCAUUCAAACGGGUAAUGGUCACGAAUUGUACAUGUAAAAUAUGUAAUGAUAUUAUUUUGGAGCUGUGGUUUCUUAGGUUUGAGGCGUUGAAAAUUGUAAUAUCUUGAGGAAAUAAGACCAGAAAAGUUUGUCAACUUACUGAUCAUUUAUAGUAUUUUCAAUAUUUUUCAA